UAUAUUGUUCAAAGCAAUAAGUAGACAACUUAAGUGGAUGGGGACGGAUCAUGGCGGCAAUUUGGCAGGAGUUGUUGGGAUUUAAUUUGGGGAUAUUUGGAAUAUUUGAUCAUGGCAUACAUAGCAUGAGCAGGAGUUGCUAGACUAGGUUAAUGUCAGCGGUACCUUCUUUCUUAUUACAUAGCUUAAUAACAGCAUCGAGAGGAGCGUCGGAAACCAACGUGGUGGAAUUGGUGGUUGGUUAUAUUUGUCCGGUGAAUGAAAGCCAACUUGGCCUCUCCAGGUCGUCGUCAUCACUCAUCAUCACUCUUCACAUCCUCCAAUUCCAGUACAUGAGCUCUUGUCCAGCUACUAUUACACAAUACCUAAGCUAUUUUACAUCUUCUUCUUUUAUCCCGCGGCGUAGAUAUAAUAGCACUUGGUUAUCAGAUUUUGUUUGUCUUCGUUCCCACCUGUUAUUCCUUCCCCAACAUCUCCCCGCCUUUCAGACACAUUUCCCCCUCCGUCUGUCCCUUCUGUUCCUCCGGGUCCUUAUCGACGAACCAAGCCCACCCACCGUUCGCCGUUUCUUGGGAAUAAAAACUAGAAAGAAAUACCAUCCAGGGCCAUUCCAUCCCCCCCGCCUGUGCCCCCGCCCAAUCCGUCCGUCCCUCCACCAUACCGAAACUUUUUUGCUCGUGCUCAUAGAGUGUAUGUAUGAAACGGCAACAAAGGAAAAUAGGUAAGUAACUCUGUCUCUGAACGCCAUGCUCAAAAAAGCAGAAAGCAGAAAAUCUUCGCAAAGUGUAAAAAAACGCACACACAAAUGACCGAGAGAUUCUCUGGUCAGAAUUGCGAAGAAAAACGGAAACAAAUGCGAUGUCACCACCACUGAGAACUCCCCUAAGACGGGCAGCAGUGGUCAGUGACGAAGCAGAAGCAGAAACCACCGCAGAAUACCGAGCUAGGGCUCUUCAUGAAAGAAGGGUUCCCGACCCCUCCAUCAAUCAACCCUCUUUCUUUGUCACAUUCUGCUUCUCCUUGUCCUUCUCCUCACUCCCCCUCCUCCCCUCCCGACUCG
This is a messenger RNA of Neurospora tetraspora, 1060 nucleotides long. RefSeq lists its product as uncharacterized. The transcript has a single exon. The record is from RefSeq and is a predicted model, not a curated record. Bases 153 to 725 code for a protein of 190 amino acids. NCBI's taxonomy places the organism in Eukaryota, Fungi, Ascomycota, Sordariomycetes, Sordariales, Sordariaceae.